AUGGCUGUCCUUAGGGGUCGCACGGGAAACCCUGAUGCGCCUCAACAGCACACGCAACCCUCGAGAAAGGGCAAGAAGGCAUGGAGGAAGAACGUCGACGUGACCGAGGUGAAGAAGGGUCUCGAGGAUCUGAACGACGAGAUCAUCCAAGGUGGUGUUAUCGCAGAGAAGGACUCGGCCGACCUCUUCGUCCUCGACACCGGCGGUGAUGCCAACAACACCAAGAGGGUUCCCAAGGUCAAGGGCCUCAAGGCCGACGAGAUCAUCGCCGCGCGGUCCGCAGUCCCGGCCGUACCCAGCAAGAAGAGACCUGCCGAUAAGACCACCGAUGGAAUAUUACCUGUCAAGCGCCAGCGCACAAACUACGUCACUCACAAGGAGCUGACCCGCAUCAAGAAGGUGGCCGAUGGGCACCACGAAUCGGCAGUAGACGUGGUAGACGCCGCCUACGACCCUUGGGCCAUGGACACGGCCGCUGCCGCGGGCCCUGCUGCCAAGCAGGAGAAGAACGAGUGGAUUCCAGAACCGACAAGGGCCAAGCCCCCCUCGACGCUGGCGAAGAAGCCCAUAUCACUCUCCGCGAGCGGCAAGAACGUGCCCGCCGUGGCCAAGCCGACCGGCGGGUUCAGCUACAACCCCGUCGUCACGGACUACGUCGAACGGCUAGAGCGUGAAGGCGAGAAGGCUGUCGAGGCCGAGCGCAAGCGUCUGGAUGAGAUCGAGGCAGACCGCCGGCGACAGGAAGCCGCAGCCCGGUCCGCAGCCGAGGCCGAGGCGGCGGAGGCGCGCGCAGAGCUCUCAGAGUGGGAUGAAGACUCUGCCUGGGAGGGCAUUGAGAGCGACGCCGAGGGUGUGAUCACGAAGCGUCCAAAGCGCAAGACCCCAGCCCAGCGCAAUAAGGCCAAGAGAAGAAAGCUGGAAGAAGGGCUCAGGAAGCACCAGGCGGCGGCGAAGAGGAAGGAGGAGCAGGCCAAGCACAUAAAGGAGAUCGCCGAGGCUGUCGAGGAGAAGCAGCGGCAGCUGGCCCUGUCCAAGAUCGAGAUGAGCGAGGACGAAAGCGAGGGCGAUGACAUCGAGCUCCGGAGGAGACAGCUGGGCAAGCUGAAGCUGCCCGAGAAGGACCUCGAGCUGGUGCUUCCGGACGAGCUGCAGGAUUCGCUCAGACUGCUGAAACCCGAGGGCAACCUGCUCAAGGAUCGGUACCGGAGCCUGUUAGUCAGAGGGCGUCUGGAGGCGAGGAGAAAGAUUCCGUACCGGAAGCAGGCCAAAGUCAAGUUUACCGAGAAGUGGGGACACAAGGAUUUCGACAUCUCCAGGCUUUAG
This is a messenger RNA of Diaporthe batatas, 1323 nucleotides long. RefSeq lists its product as uncharacterized. Gene Ontology annotation, molecular function: 5S rRNA binding. Bases 1 to 1323 code for a protein of 440 amino acids. Gene Ontology annotation, cellular component: nucleolus. The transcript has a single exon. Gene Ontology annotation, biological process: rRNA processing; ribosomal large subunit assembly. Lineage: Eukaryota; Fungi; Ascomycota; Sordariomycetes; Diaporthales; Diaporthaceae. The record is from RefSeq and is a predicted model, not a curated record.